AUGAAGUUGUACGCCCUGAUGGUUGCGAAGCCAUUCCCGGCGGGGGUAGAGAAGGAGCCUGUCAUCUGCUCGCAGGCCAUUGACGUCUCGUCCUUCGGCUUCUUCCAGCGCAACGCGGCGCGCGAGUUCAUAGUCUUCCUCACCCGCACCGUGGCGAAGCGGGUGUCGAACGGCUCCAAGACGCAGAUCACCGAGAACGGCAACGUUGUCUUUGCGCACUCCACGCUUGACGGCAUUGUCGCGAUUGCCAUUGGCGAUGUGGAGUACAACGCGCGUGUUGCCUUCACGUUGCUUGGCGAACUCGCCACCCAAUUCCAGACCACCUUCCGCGGGAAGUAUGACAUCAUUGACGGCAGGGACGACAACUUCCUCAACUGGCCCCACCUCGAGGAAACGCUGGUGAAGUAUCAGAAGCCGGAGGAGCAGGACAAGAUACUCAAGAUUAAGCGGGAUAUUGAGGACACAAAGGUGAUUAUGUACAAUGCGAUAGACCAGAUUAUUGAGCGUGGUCAGAAAAUCGAUGAUCUUGUCGCCCAGAGCGAGGACCUUGGCACAGCUAGUAAGACGUUCUACAAGCAGGCAAAGCAAACAAACUCUGGGUGCUGCUCCGUCAUGUAA
This is a messenger RNA of Trypanosoma grayi, 618 nucleotides long. RefSeq names its product putative vesicle-associated membrane protein. The record is from RefSeq and is a predicted model, not a curated record. NCBI's taxonomy places the organism in Eukaryota, Euglenozoa, Kinetoplastea, Trypanosomatida, Trypanosomatidae. Gene Ontology annotation, cellular component: Golgi apparatus. Gene Ontology annotation, biological process: endoplasmic reticulum to Golgi vesicle-mediated transport. Gene Ontology annotation, molecular function: SNAP receptor activity. The coding region runs from base 1 to 618 and encodes 205 amino acids. The transcript has a single exon.